Molecule: messenger RNA, 9776 nt
Organism: Eriocheir sinensis (Chinese mitten crab)
Lineage: Eukaryota; Metazoa; Arthropoda; Malacostraca; Decapoda; Varunidae
Product: serine/arginine repetitive matrix protein 2-like
Exons: 13
Coding region: 298-8193 (2631 amino acids)
Source: RefSeq, a predicted model, not a curated record
CCUAAAGUGUGUGUGUGUGGAAGGAUCUCUCUGCCUCUCCCUCGCUCUCUCUCUCUCUCCCUCUCUCUCUCUCUCUCUCCAGACGAGCCAGAUUCGGCUGUCCUGCGCAGGAUUUCAGGAUCUCCCCACCCCCUGGCCGGCCUGUCCCCGCGCCUAGGCCUGCCCAGGGCGUGAUGUAGCCUGCAGGAGCCUAGCUGGCCUGCACACAUACACACACACACACACACACACACACACACACACAUCGCCUUCUUCGUCGUCGGCGUCUUCUGCUGCUAAGUGGGCAGUGAGGGCAAGAUGGAGGCGACAGGUGUGGACGCAUUUUGGACACAGGGUCACGUCGGGUCACCGUGGUCUCCCGUGAGUGGCGGCGGCGGCGGCGGUGCUGGUGGUGGAGCAGUUCCCUCUUCCUCCUCCGCACGCUACUUCGAACCCCCGCCCUACCUGGAUUUUGAUGCCCUACAGGUGGCCCUGACGCGCCUGGACCACUCGCCGCAGAAGGGCAAGGGUUGUGUUGGCCGCAGCGGCGCUCAGCCACCGCCGCCCUCCCUCCGGGGCUCCCGCCGCUCCUCCGCCGACAGCCUCCACCUGCUGCAGGACCAGCACGGCCUCGACGAGAACGAAGACGACGCCCGGCCCCGCCCACCCUGCCCGCCCUGCCGCACCGGAGGGGCGAGCACGGGCGUGACGCCCUUGGGCACCCCGCCUCAACACGACGCCCGCCAGGAGCUGCGGCGCCGCCUGCUGCAGGGCCGCGCCCGCAGGACGCCCACCGGCGGCUCCAACCCUCUGCUGACCAGCGUCACGUCCGAGGCGGAGGAGGCCUUCCGGAGGAUCAAGGAGGAGGUGGCGCGCCUGGCCGCCAAGCGGAGAUCGUCCAGCGACCUGCUCGACUCCCGCGCCGGCAGUGACUUGCUGUGGAGUGGCGACGACUCCGUGGGUGAUUCGGCCAGCGUGGCACUUGGCCGCGGCGGAGAGGAGCAGCGCUCGUCCUCCGAGGCCGACGUGGUGAUAAGCGACCGGGAAAGCGUGGCCAGCUCCGGGCAGGUCAGCCGCCGCACCGUCAUCACCAUCAGCUCCAAGAAGAGCAAGUCCGCCAGCAGCCUCGCCAGCUCCCAGGACUCGGCGCCGCUUUGGCUGCGGGACCAGCAGACGCGCCGCUCCCUGCGCGGGGACCGCCAGCCGCUGGAGGCGGGCAUUAGCGUCUCCAUCGUCAGCCGCGACGCCACCUCGCGCAUGUACGUGCGCCAGAGUGACGCCGAGGACAGACCAUCGCGCGCUAGCGCCUUCAACGUGCGCCAGACUAUCGAGAAGCGUCAGAUCCAGCAGGAGCGGCGGGAGCGUCGCGCCCUCAGGGAGAGGAUCAGAGAGCAGCUGCGCAGCUUAUCCGAGGGUCGCCAGCGCCGGGACUCCUCCGGCUCCCGCGGCUCGUCGGGGCAGCUGAGCGAGUCUUCAGCGCGGUCCAAGUCUAUGAGCUCGCUGGACCAGGACCAGGAAGAGGAACGCAGCGAGUCCCCGCUGGUCAAGGUCCAGUCCAGCCCCACGCUCGAGCGUGAGAAGGAGGCGGUGCUCACCUACCUGUACGGCGCCUCGAACUUGGCCGAGGACCUCCGGCCCCCGCGCCCCACACCGCCCCCCAGGACCUGCUCCGAGCGGCGCGAGGCCCCCGAGGGGGAGUGCAGCGACCCCUGGAAGUGGUCCCGCUCCUGGGACCCGCUUAGGACCGGCCGCGAAGAGCCUCCGCCGCAGGACUCCGCCGCCAAGAGUGCCGAGUGUGUCGCUGGUGUUGGACUCGGCGGCCGCGGGGCAGACCGACCCAGCGGGGCCCGGGAACACUCCCCGCCCCGCCCCGCCUGGCGCCGCCACCUCCCGGAGACAUCCUGUAAAUCGUCCAGCCCCUGUGACCCCACCGGACCGUCGGUGGACCUCACAGAGAGACGCGAGCCUCCCCAGGGCAGGGAAGACCCACCCCCGGGGCCACAGCCAGUGCCUCCCCCGCGGAGGAACAAGCUGAGCCUGUCCACGGGACACAUCAAGCUGGAGGAGGAGGAGCAGCCCCACUGGGUGCGGCUGGCCAAGGAGCGGCGCAGCCUGCGGGCGGCCCGCCAGGUGGAGCAGCUGUCAGACCGCGCCUCCACGGCCAGCCGCGAGCCGGAGUGGGUGGGCCGCGCGCGCCGCAAGCUGGAGUCCCUCAACGUGACGCUUACCGCCACCACGGACGUCAGUUGCGCCAGCUCCUGCGUCACCGAGUCGUCGUCGGCGUGGAGUCGCGGCGGCCUGGACGCCCUCGACGACCUGCGCGAGGAGACGACGCGCAUCGGGCAGGAACUGGCGGAGGAGGCGGCGACGCGCGUGGAGGCGGAGCUGGCGGUGGCGCGGGACUCCUCCAGAAUGCUGGAGGCGCCCGCCGAGCCCGCCGGGGACACCGCCUCGCCGGAGAGGCCUCGAGUGUCCUUCGACGCCGCGGCCACCGAGGCCUCGGACGGAGACUCCAGCAACCGCAGACUGCGGCCGCGGCGUGCCCCGAGGGAGGAGGUGCGCUUCGGGGACCUGAAACACGACUGGGGCGGCGCGCAGAGCCGAGCCGCCAAGACGGUGAACGGCAAGCCGAAGGAGAUGCGCUUCGGCGAGGUGCAGGUGAAAGAGGCGGCGGCGGAGGACGUGGCGGCCCCGGAGCCCCGCAGCCCCGCUCCCAGGCCCCGCGCCAACAGCUCGCCGGCGGCACCGGCGACGGGGGACAGCAAGCGGCCGGUGAUGCGUUUCGGCGACACGCCGCUCAACCUGUUCCCGGCGGCCGCGCCGCGCGGCCCACAGAGCUCCUCCAAGUUCGAGUCGGUGGCGGGGCCGGACCCAACGCAGAUGACAGCCGCGCAGCUCAACCAGAAUGUGGAGGAGUACGACUUCCCGGUGCCGACGGGCCGCGAGGACGCCUCGGAGCUGCUGCACUUCCUGGAGGAGAGUCUGCGGCAGGCCGAGGCCGUGCCCGAGGUGGUGUCUGCUGCGGACGAGCGGCCGCGGCCCAAGAGCAUCCUGAAGCGGCGGUCCGUGGAGAGCGUCGUGCAGGAGCUGCGGCGCGAGGCGGCGGGCGAGGCGCGCCACAAGGUACAGCACCACCACCACCACUCCCACCACCUCCACACCUCCUCCCUAGACUGGGACUGUGUAGGUAAGGGAGGCGCCGCCCACGCCCCGACCACCACCAUCACCACCACUGCGGCCACCUCCCCCAACGCCACCGCCACCACAACCCACACCCCUCCACCCAACACAACACCCACCCCCUCCCACACCCCCACAGCAACCCCCGCCGCCUCCGCCACUAACGGCAGCUUCUUUAACAUCAAGCUGCGCCAUGUGUCGCCUCACGCCAGGGAGCAGCAGCCCGCCACCACCACAACCCCCUCCCCCCUUACCCCCCCGCCCACUAACAACGACCCGCGACCCUUCCCCUCCGAACACUCGCCACACAGACGGCCCCUCGGGGCGCUCACCCCCACACAGCGACAGGGCGCGCCGCUCCCCCUCAGGCAGCAGGAGGUGCGGAGGGGCGCGGGGCUGCUGGAGGCGAGGGAGAGGAAGGCUGCGGAGGACGACCACGACCAGGAGGCCAACGAGGACGACGAGGAGCGGGAACGACACGGCGCCAGGGAGCUGCUGCCGCCUCCAGCCUGGGCCACGUGUAGGGCCGGCCGCGGCCUGGCCUCCUCAGGGGCGGCCACUCACCACCCCCCCGCCGGGCCCAGGGGGCAGGACAGCGGCCCCCAGGACACCCCACCGCCCAGGCCAUCAGUCCCCUCGUGCCCGCGCCCCGCCGCCAGCCCCCCUGGCCUGCCGCCGUCACCCCCAUGUCGCCACGACGACGUGGCCCCCGAGAGUGACUCUGUCGAGGUGACCGACGCCUCGGCCCGCCCGCCCCCCAUCGCCUUCCCCCGGGAGCGGCCCCGCUGGGCAGGGGGGGGCGAGGGCAGGCUGCCCACACCCACACACCCUGGCACACACCCCACACACUCUGCCCACCCCGCUGCUAACCACCACCCACUCACCCCGCUGCCGCCAGCCCCACCCCCUGCAGCCGGUGAGCCCCGCAGCUCCGCCCUUGCCGCCCCGCCAGAGCACGACUCCGGCCCCUUGGCCUCCAAAGCUAGGCUGCACAAGGAGUCUGUCCUGCCCGGCCACGACCCCGUCGCCUGCCCCGCCCCACAACGCGUUCCGGUCCUCGGCCUCAGCCCCGAGCCCGAUCCCCGCAGUCCCGCCGAGGCCCGACCCCGAGGGCUGCCCGUAGACUCGGUGACCCGCCCGCCCCGCAAAAAAGAGGAGGAGGAGGACCUUAAGGGUACGGGGCGCGGCGACCCCCUUGCCACCUCCAUGACCCCCGGGGAAAGGCGACCCCGGGAGGCGCGCCUCAGCGGGGAAAGUAAGGCGCGGAGUCCCUCCAGGCCCUCCGCUGCCCCGCCGCCCCACGGUCCCGCCACGCCCACCAAGCAGUCCCGCGGCCGACCCCCGGGGGAGAGUCCCAUGCCGCGCCUGGUGCAUGUGGAGGUGGUGGACGAGGAGACAAGACGCGGCCCCCGCAGGCGCGAGGAGAGGCGGGGAGGCGGCGGCGGCCUGCUGGAGUGGGAGGCGCGGCAGCGGCAGCGGCUGGAGGAGGAGGAGCGGAACCGCUUGAACCUGGGACUGUCGCUGCGGCCCGUGUCCAGCCGCAUCAAGGAGCUGGUCAGGAUGCACGGCGCCUUCAUGUCCAGGUUCAGCCGCGACAAGAAGACGGACAUCAACGGCACCGUGGACGGCGCCGACGACAUCUUCUUCCAGAAGAUCCCGCAGGACCCCUCCACGCGGCCCCCGGCUCCCCAGGCCCCCACCCCCACCAUGCGCUCCCCCUACAUGGUGAAGAAGAUCCUUAGCCCCGCCGCAGACCCCAGCCCGGGCCCCGAGCCGCCCCGCCCCACGCGCCGCGACCACCCCAGGCGUCGCUCCCCUGCCCGCAGGACAAGCCCCGCCCCGCGGAGGGCCAGCCCUGCCCCGCGAAGGACCAGUCCCGCCCCGCGGAGAGUCAGUCCCGCUCCCAGCACACGCAGGGCCAGCCCCGCCCCGCGGAGGGCCAGCACAGGCCCUCGCAGGAGCAGUCCCGCUUCACACAGGUCAGCAAGCCACAAGAGCAGCCCCAGCCCCCGCAGGACAAGCCCCGCCCCGCGCAGGAGGAGCAGCCCUAGCCCCCGCAGGUCCAGCCCAGCUCUCCGGAGGUCCCCCUCGGCGCACCGCACUCCAGGAGAGAACCGACGGGUGGCCCCGCCCCACGGGGUGCUCACCGAGAGCAACCGGCAGCCCUCCCCCGGCGGGGAGGCGCGGGACUCCCUGCGGCGCCGACUGCGCUCCUCAACCUCGCCCGCCGCGCGUCGCCGGCGGCCCGGUGCCUCCCCUGACAAGAAGGGCGGCGUCCACAGCGUGGGGGAGGCCGCUCUCAGGGCCUCUGAAAUCCUGGCGGAGCUGCGCCGCGCCGCCCACGCCUCGCCGGCCACGCCAAGCUCACCCAACAAGCCUGGGGCCGCCACCACGCCCUCCGCCGCCCCACCCCGCCUUGACGUAAAGGACGGGGCGGGGGAGCCCGGCAGUCCCGAGACGGGGGACGUGGCGGGGCGGGGCAGCAUCAAGGACCCCGAAGCCCGCCGGGAGUGGCUCACCAAAAUGCUCACCUCCUUAGCCCCUGACCCCGCUCCCCCGCCCACACCCUCCCCCAAGCUCCCCGCCGCCUCCCCUCCAGACGCCCCAAGCCACACCUCCCGCAGCACGCUCUGCUUCACGCCGACCUGCCCCGCUGCCGCCCCCGCCACCCCCGUCGCCCCGAGUCGAAGAGCCUCAGGCGUCCUCAACAGCCCCUCCAGAGCAACCCCCGCCAGCCCCCUCCAGACGACGCCUCAUCGCUCCCCAGGGGAGGGCGUGAGCCCUGUGGCCCCCGCAAGGAGAUCUGCCUUGGCCUCGCUCAAGACCCACGACUCCCUCGCCCCCUCCUCCCCCCCUCGAACACUCUCAUCCAGCCUCACCGUUACCCUCGUCCCCCCCACGUCCCCUCCUCAGCCCCCUACACCGCCGCCCCCCGAGGACCCGAUCACCCCGGCCUCACCUCCCGUGCCCAAGACUGCGCCCACCACCUCCACCCCCGCCCCCGCCUCCGACGUGGACAGCCCCGUGAAGGGCCCCGUUAGUGGGCCGGACCCCCUGCAGCAGGGCAGCAGGCGUGGCCCCGUCAGCCUGGCGUCCAUCCUCAGCGACUCGUCGCGGUCGUCGUCGCGAUGCUCGUCGCCCCUCGCCUCGCCGCGCGCCUCGCCGGAGCGCCUCCUCAAGCGGGACGCCGCGGACGUGGCCGCCAGGCUGGGCGUCAUCCCGGAGGGCGCCCUGCGCGGGGAGCGCCGUGGCCGGGGCCUGGGCGAAGACCAGAAGGAGAACAUCGCGCCGCUCUCCAAGCUGAGCGGCGGCGAAGACGCGGCCCCCAGCGUGGCGGCGCCCUUCAGGUCCUCCUUCAGACUGCGGGAACGCAGCGAGGAGCGGCGGAAGGGGGGCAGGAAGUGGGGGGAGGAGGACGGCCCCGCGCUGAGCCGCCGCACCGCCCUAGCUGCCCCGACCGUCACGCUGCGGGCAAUGGCGGCCACGCCCCUCAGGCCACACGCCGACGCCACUUGGCCGCCGGCCCGCGCCGAGGCCUCCGCCAAAGGUGUGUCCGCGGAGGAAGCCACAGGUAUAUACAGGAACUCUCGGGCGAGGGCUUCCCUGCGCCCCGAAUGCCUCAGGACAGACUCCGGAAGCAGGAGGCCAUCGACGUUCCCGGAGUCAGGCGACGGCCCCGACAAGGACCCUCCCCGGGGCGGCGCCCCCGUGUCCCUCAGCGACAUCUUGUCCCGGCGGGAGGGUGCCGGCAGCCCCGAGUCACCCGCCUAUAAAUUUUCACCCAAACUCUCGUUCUCGGAGGAAUUGACGCACCUGAAUCACAGGUACCGACGCGACGCGGCGGCGCCCACCAGCCCCACGGAAGCCGCCGCCCCGCCAAGCCCCGCCCCGCCGAGCCCUGCCCCGCCGCCCGCUCCCGCGGAGGCUGAGUCGGCCGCCGCCGCCCCCAGGCCGAAGCAGCGCCUCAAGCAACAGUUGUCCACGGCCGGGGCCGCCGUGGGGCAGAGGCGCCCUAAGGAGGGCUCCCCCGCCCCCCGGGGCGCUCCGCGUCCCACCACGCCCUCUUCCAGGAACAAGGUGGUCCGCCGUAACUCUAGUCUGAAAAGGAACCGCCCUGAGGAUGCCCGAACGUCUCUCAAGGCCAAGAAGGAGCGAAGGAACUCCGAGGAGGACUCUGCCCACGAGACGGUGGUGGAGGCCGGCGGCAGCGCCACGCACACCCGCACCACCGUGAAGCGCUCCCGCCUGCCCGCCCCGGACAAGGCCCGCCCCGUGAGUCGCUCCGGCAGUGGUCGGUGUCGGCGGGAGCCAAGCUUUCGCAGCACCGCCUCGCGAGCCCUCGAAGACUGGGCGGCGUCCACCUCUGUGCCGGGGAAGCUCGUCAAGAAGGAGGGGCAAAGGUUCAGCCACGAGACGGAGGAGGUGGAGCGCGGCGGCAAGCGGGUGGCGCGGAGCGUGGCGCGGCGCGUGGUGCGGCGAGGCUCCAGGACGCUCUCUGGCGGCGGCGAGCUGCUGACGGAGACCAAGGAGACGUCAUCUUCAGGGCUAACUAAAGACGGUAAGCAAGUAAAGGAAAACGGGAAGAAGCAGGACACCAGCAGCAGGGACAACGCGAGGACAAACGAGAAGGAAACUGAAGCCCUGACAGGAACCAGGAGAGAAAAAGGAGAGGACGCCGCCGCUGUGGUCCUCGCCAACGGAGAGGAUCAUGAUGAGGACGAGGCGGGUGUGUCGAGGAAGAUGCGGACCUCGACGGACGGGGAGCGAUACAUGACGCACUCGGUGACGGACAAGCACGGCGCCAAGACCUUCACGACGGAGGGGGUGAACAACAAGACGACCAGCUCCGUGGAGGUGAUUGGAGCCAAGGACUUCGACGCUCGACGCGCAGUCAAGGGCACCACCGGAGAGCGCGUGGUGGUGGAGCGGACCAAGGACCCCCUGGGAAGACCCUCCACCGUGGUCAAGAAGGUCACCUCGCAGUCCAGACUCGUCAUAACCAAGACGAAGAGGAAGACUCCCGUCGUGGUUUAGGAAGACUUCAGGGGAGGAAGGAAGACCGGAAGACACCGUGGUGGUUUAGGAAGACUUCAGGGGAGGAAGGAAGACUGGAAGACACCCAAAGAAGAAGCUCAAAAAGAAAGAUUAUUUGCCCGUCCUGAAAGAAAUGCCUCGUACCCUCAGACACUCUCGGCUCCACAACAACUAUUUCCCAAGACCACAAAGGAUAUCAGUUGGGUUCUCAUGACUGUUUCUUACAUUCAUGGUGCAGAAGCCUUGUCCAACUAUCACUAGGCUCAUAAAACUACCCAUGGAAAUACCCACAACAACCUCGAUGAAAGCCUUGCCAAAUAUGGGUGUGUUAGCUUCGAAUUGUUUAGAAAUGGGCCAAAUUUGUACUGUAAGAUUUUGUGGAGGUUCCUGGAAGACUUUGUGGCUCUCCAGAAGACUUUUGGGGCUCAUAAAACUACCCAUGGAAAUACCCACAACAACCUCGAUCGAUGAAAGCCUUGUCAAAUGCUGGUGUGUAAGCUGUGAAAUGUUUGAGGAUAUGGGCCAAAUUUGUACUGUAAGAUUUUUUGGAGGUUCCUGGAAGACUUUGUGGCUGCCCGGAAGACUUUUGGGGCUCAUAAAACUACCCAUGGAAAUACCCACAAUAACCUCGAUGAAAGCCUUGCCAAAUAUGGGUGUGUUAGCUUCGAAUUGUUUAGAAAUGGGCCAAAUUUGUACUGUAAGAUUAUUUUGGGGGUUCCUGGAAGACUUUGUGGCUGCCCGGAAAAUUUUUGUGGUGUCCUGGAAGAUAAGGUUUUGAAGCGUAAGAGGUCACCAAGAAGCUAUGAAUGUAGGAAGAGGAAGGAACAAGAAUUAUGACUGAAAACAUCACCUCCGUAAAAGACUACUCUAAAUAUGUGUGUUUGGAGGUGUUAACUUCCCCCUUUGGUAAACUGUGGGUGGGUUAAAGUCUCCGGAAACUGGGUGUACUAGACUGUGGAUGUAGAGGUGUAAUCUGAUCUAUAUUGACUAUGGGGUGGAUGUGUCCUUGCAAACUGGGUGUAUGUUGGUGUAAUCUGCCCUGUGUAAGCCAUGAAGGGUGUGACUCUGCCAGCUGAGGGUGUGAGGGUGUAUAAUCUGCCCUAUGGAAAGAGAAAUAGGGUGUGUUGGGGUGCGGUUGCUAUUGUGCUAUGUGGAAACGGGCCUUGCGGGAAGCCACUAUGUGAGUCGACAAAUGAGGAAAGCAGACGAAGGAGAAAACAGUGAAAAAUGGAUGUGACAGAAAAAUAAAUGAAGAAAAAUGGAACAAAAAAAUAGAUGAAGGAGCAAAAAGGGAGUGAAAACGGACAAAGGAGAAAAGUGGAGUGAAAAUUUUGAUGCAGGAGAAAACAGACGAGGAAGAAAAACAGGAUGAACAGUUGACAGAGGAGGAAAAAAUAAUGAAAAAUGGAUGUGACGGAAAAAGAAAUGAAGAAAAAUGGAACAAAAAAAAUAGAUGAAGGAGCAAAAAGGGAGUGAAAACGGACAAAGGAGAAAAGUGGAGUGAAAAAUUUGAUGCAGGAGAAAACAGACGAGGAAGAAAAACAGGAUGAAUAGUCGACAGAGGAGGAAAAAUGAACGAAAAA